AUGGCUUCACAAGAGGAAAACCAAGCUCAGCCCUUUGCAGACAUCUUUGAUGAAGAUGAAGCUGAAAACUUUUUUCUGCUGUCGAAGCCCACUUGCUUAAUUAUCCUUGGAAAGCCAGACUCUGGAAAGAAAACAUUAGCUAGAAAACUAGCACAAAUAUGGAAAUGCAUUUUCAUAGAAGCUUUGGAAGUAAUUCAAACGAAUAUUCAUGAAGAAACAGAAUAUGGGCUUAAGUGUCAAGAAUUGCUUUUUAAAGGUCAAAGUAUUUCUGAAGAACUGGUUACAGAAAUGAUUCUGAAAAAGAUUGAGUCACCCGAAGUUGCUCAUUUUGGUUAUAUUCUCACUGGAUUUCCUUCUCUCUCGGAGGAAUACAUGACUGUUUCACAGCAAAUAGAGAAAAUAAAAAGUCUAAAAUUAAAACCGGAUUUCCUGAUUAACAUUAAGUGUUCAGAUUAUGAUUUAUGUCAAAGAAUAUCAGGACAAAGGCAACACCCAGAUUCAGGGCAGGUGUAUCAGAGGAACCAGUGGGAUCCUAGCGUUAUUGAAAAGCAUAGGAAAGAGAAAGAUCAGCAUGAAGAGGAGAAUGAAAAAGAAGAUGAAGAGCAGGAAGAAGAAGAGACUGCAGAAGAUCCACUUAUGAAGUCAGAAUUUUUGCAUCAAUUAGUGCAGAGGCCUGAAGAUACUAUUGAAAAUGCAGAGGAGAGAGUUGGAAAGUAUAAGGAUAUAAUGCUUCAUCCUUUAGAAGACUUGAUGGCUGAACAGGAUUGUCGCUAUCUUAUUGAACUGAAUGGAAAUCAGCAACCAGAUGAUCUCUUUGUAUCAGUGAUAGUCCGACUUCAGUCUCUGGGUGUUCGAAAUGGAGCUCCUAUAACUAGACUUCAAAGUCAGCAAGAAGAAAUGCUGGAGGGACUGGAAAAUGAUGAACUUUUCCGGGUUCUGUCAUCUUACAAACUAAUAGCACACAGAUAUCGAUGGCGUAGAAGCAGGUGGGGACAAGCAUGUCCUGUGGCUCUAAAGCAAGGUGAUAUUGUAAUGGGAAGUCCAGACUUGGCUGUCAGUUUUCUAGGUAAAAUGUAUGCACUGUCAUCCCCAGAGGCAUUGAAAACGUUUAUGUUGAAUCCACGGCCUUACCUGUUACCACCAAUGCCACUUCCUCCUUGCAAAGUACUUGUAUUUGGUCCUCCAUUUUCUGGAAGAACAACUAUUUGUAACCUAAUUGCACACAAAUAUAAAGGAAAGGUUCUUGAUAUGGCCAAACUCAUUCAACCCCAUAUGGAAGAAUCAAGAGAAAAAAACAUUGAGCAAGUGCAAAGGGAUACAGUAGAAAAGGCUAUAACAGCAGUGAAAAAUAGGUUGGAAUCAGAAAAGCAGUCAAGAGAAUCAGGUGAGUAAGAACCUAGUUGUGUCAAAGAACCAGAUGAUUCUGAAGAAACCACUUAAACCAGACAGGGAGUAAACUUGGAAGAGAGGACUGUUAUAAAAUCUGCCAUCAUCCAAAACUGAAUGUCAGAGAUAACUGCUGAUCACCCAGAAGUUCAAGCGAUAGUAGAAGAUGCCAUUAAAAGUGCAUCAGCCUCCGAAGUUACACUGUCACCUGAAAUAUAUACUGAAGUACUGGAGAGAGCUACUGCAGAGCUUAUGAAGAAGAACAAAGACAGGUUUCCUGGUGCUCCAGAAAAAGGAGGAUGGGUAGUGGAUAACUACCCUCUGUCAGUAGAUCACUGGUCAGCUUUAUCAGAAAAAGGACUUUUACCUGACACUGUUGUCUGUCUGAAGGAUACAGAAAAAGCUGGAACCUGUAUACUACGCAGAACAUACUUGGCAAAUAGGGAUGAAAUUAAUCGUAAGAUUUUGAGAAGACUAGCAGAUGAAGCAUUAGAAAAGAAAGAAGAAGAAGAAGUAAGAAUAGAAAUGCAAGAAAUACUGACAUCACAGGAAGAUCAUUCAAUAGAGGCUGCUGAGGAUAAAGAAUUUGAGGACAACAACGAGCAGUUUCCAACUGAAAUUGAACAAAUGCUCCAGAAACAGUCCUCUGCAGUCAGUAAAGAAGAAUCUGAACCUACAGAAAUCAUACUACCUGAGUUUGCAGAGGAUAAUUUUCCAGAUAUACCAGAAAUGGAAAUAAUUAAAAGGAAGAUUGACCUUUUCAUGCAUGACUGGCAAACCGUGGAGUCAGAAAUCAAGCAGUCAUCUCUAGUUCAGGUUGUUGUUUUAGAGAUUGCUGAUCAAACUCCAGAGAGUCUGCUUAAUCAAAUUGUGCUGGUUAUGGAAAAACCUUUUAAAUACCAUGGUUGGGAAUUAUCAACUGAAGACUUAGAUGAGGAAGCAGAAGACCUGGCUGCUGAAGAGGAAGAUGAAGAAGUUGAAGAAGAGGAAAAUGAAGACGAAGAAGCUCCUCCCUUACGGGUGUGCUUACUCGGGACUCAUGGAGCGGGUAAAACUACUUGUGCACGACAGAUAGCAGACAAAUUAGGCAUUUUCCAUAUUCAGUUUGAAGAAUAUCUACAGGAAUUGAUCUUACCCAAAAGUAAAGAGAAAGUUGGGCCUGAUUUUGAUGAAGAACCUGAAGAUGACAAUAAAAUGCCAGUUCUAUCACAGGUACUGGACAACUUCUCUCAGACCAUGGCUAAAACUGAGACUGAAAAAAGCAAACAGGAAGUGGAGUUAACUGAUGAGGAGGAAGCAAUCAAAGCAAAUCUAAUGGAUAAUGAGGCAUUGCCCCCAGAAGUCCUUGAUAACAUUGUUCUUGACUGGUGGAGGAAAGAGCCAUUCCGGUCGACAGGAUUUAUACUGGAUGGUUUCCCUCGUACUUCAGAUGAAGCCCGGUAUUUGUCAGAACGUGGACUCUGUCCUGAUGUUGCAGUUUAUAUUCAAGUAGAAGAAAGGGAUGUUCUUGACCGUCUUUUUCCUCCACGUCUGAAAAAAUGGAAAGAAAGACAGUACAAAAAAAUGGAAAAUAUAAAGAAACUGAAAGACCUGAAAGCAAAAAUAAGG
This is a messenger RNA of Eurypyga helias (sunbittern), 2994 nucleotides long. RefSeq names its product adenylate kinase 9-like. Gene Ontology annotation, biological process: nucleobase-containing compound metabolic process. NCBI's taxonomy places the organism in Eukaryota, Metazoa, Chordata, Aves, Eurypygiformes, Eurypygidae. Gene Ontology annotation, molecular function: AMP kinase activity; ATP binding. The record is from RefSeq and is a predicted model, not a curated record. The annotation marks the transcript as partial. Gene Ontology annotation, cellular component: mitochondrion; cytoplasm. The transcript has 23 exons.